AUGAACCCGAGAUACGAUGUCAGCGGUGAUCUCUUCCUGACCGAUAUGGCCGGAUCGGGUCUCAUGGCAAAAUACGGCGACGGCCGGGUCGCCAUCGCCACCAGCCAGGUCAUCGAGGCUGCCGUCGGCGGCACCGUCGUCAUCGGCGACAAUGCGACCGCGAUCGCGGCGCUCCAGACGGGCAAGGAGGACAAGUUCAACAAGGGCUGUGCCCAACGCAACAUCCGCGUGCCCACAGCCCAGCUCGAAAACGUCGGCGGCACGACUGCGGUGACCAAUCUCGGCUCUACCAAGGAAGACAAGGCCAACAAAGGCGUUGCCAAUGGCUAUGCAUCGCUCGGCAGCGACACUCGCGUCCCCGUGGCCCAGCUCGAAAACGUUGGCGGCACGACCGCGGUGACCAAUCUCGGCACCACAAAGGAAGACAAGUCCAGCAAGGGUGUGAUCAACGGUUACGCGUCGCUCGACGGCACGGCGCAGGUGCCAUCGAAUCAGUUGGGCAAUGUCGCGCGUGCCACCGCCAAGGGCACCUUCCUUGUGGGCAAUGGGAGCACGCCGACGGCGCAGGCCGCGGGCGCCACCAACCAGGCACUCAUCGCCGACACGACCACGGCGACGGGCGUUAAAUGGGCUUCCUAUGAUCAUGUCAAUCUCACCAACAAGGGCACCAACACCCACGCGCAGAUCGACGCCUUCAUCACCUCCAGGGGUCAGCCCAACGGCCUCGCGACACUCGACAGCAACGGCCGCGUACCCCUGGCACAGCUCGCCAAUCUGUCUGCCUCUUACCCCCAGCCGGUCUUUGCCGGAUUCAGCGGAGCGAUCACCACCAACGGAUCGACGGGCAACACCUUCAUCCAGGCUCCCGGCGACGGCGGCACCUCUGGCGACCUCUCCUUUAUCAAUUUCGACUUUGUGUCGAUCGGUGUCAACUCGGUGAGCGUGCCCCGACCUCAAGCGCCCACAUCCGCCGUCACGUUUGACGCUGUCAACAGCAAGUGCACGGUCAACGUCGCCGGCGAGUACCUGCACACGAUCAACGUCAACACCACCGGACCCGGCGGGACUGCGCGCUGGGGCGUCACGCUCUACUGCGACGACAAGAUCGUGAGCGCCUUCAACAAGAUCGUCUACGCCGCCGAUGAUGGUAUGGGCGACCGCAUCUCGUUCUCGGCGACCGUACCGGUUAAUGCAGGCAGCGUGUUCGACGUGCGGCUGCGACUCAGCAACAACAACACCAACCUCAACAUCAUUGGGUGCUCGUGGUUCUGCACACAGCUGUCGGGAUAA
Acanthamoeba castellanii str. Neff is the source of this 1290-nucleotide messenger RNA. RefSeq lists its product as uncharacterized. Bases 1 to 1290 code for a protein of 429 amino acids. NCBI's taxonomy places the organism in Eukaryota, Discosea, Longamoebia, Acanthamoebidae. The transcript has 2 exons. The record is from RefSeq and is a predicted model, not a curated record.